Molecule: messenger RNA, 1845 nt
Organism: Belonocnema kinseyi
Lineage: Eukaryota; Metazoa; Arthropoda; Insecta; Hymenoptera; Cynipidae
Exons: 5
Coding region: 92-574 (160 amino acids)
Source: RefSeq, a predicted model, not a curated record
AUGGUUCCAAUAACAGAAAUUAUACAUUUUGACCCGAAACACGAAAGUGAUUAUAUAAAGAACAAAGAAUACAAAGCCAACCUUUUACUCAAUGCUUAUAUUCUACUGUUGGGAAAGAGCCAGCAAAAAACUCGACCUUCAUCAACAGGAAGUAGAACGACAGCAAAGCCAAACAAUUUUGAGAAAAUACGCUAAUAUGAUGCAGAGUCGAAAAUCAAUGAUAUAUAAUAUUUCAAUAGAAAAUUCUCAUACUCAUGACAUGCAAAGUUCUGAAUCUGAUGACACUGUCUUGAUUGUUCCGUAUGAUGACAGCUUCCCAAAUUCUCUGAAAAGGACAAAUGAUGAUAUUGACAAUAAUGGAAAAAAUAGAUCGGAAUUUAAGAACGAUGAAAGAGAUUUAAACCUUCCUUCUAGAAGAAUGUUCGAAUCAAUCGGAACUAACCAAGUAAUACAAUCAUCAACAUCUCGAAGACAAUCGGCAACGAAAAGUGAACAAUCCAAGAAUCCAUCACCGGGAUGCCUAGGACCCCCACUGUUUAGACAAAGGAAUUCGACGCCUGAUCUAUUUAGAUGAAGAUACGCCUUUACAUGCUGAUAUAUGGGAAACAAUGAAAACUUACUCGGACUCAAGAUUUGUGAUGGAAGUUGCUCAAAAGCUAUGGGGGACAGAGGGCUUUCAAAAAAGUUGUUUGGAUGCAAAGAGAGCAAAUAAAGAACAAGAAAGUAGCCCAGAUUAACAGAGGGUACCUCUCACUCCCGAAAAAUAUGAAAGAGUAAAAGAUUGUCUAUAUAUCAAACUUACGGAAGCUGUUGUAACCGGCAAGCAGCGAAAUAAUAGAAUGCGAAAAGUUUGGAGUCAUUUAAGGUCAAAAAUAUAUGAUGUGCGCAGAAAACUAUGAUAAUUGCAAGAGGUUCUGUUUCUUAGAGAGUAUAAAAGGGUAAUUUGUCGAAGCAUAUGCGUCCUGGGGUCCUGUUGUCAGAAGCUUAAAGAUUCGCUUGUAUAUAAUGUCCACUGUGAUGUUUCUUUGUUCAGAAUUUGGCAUUUGUCAAUGUUAAGAAUAGUCUAGGUGAACAAUCAAGUUCAAAAGUUAUUAAUCUUUACUGCACUUACAAAAUUGACAAAAAAGGCCGAAUGACUAAUCUAACACAUUUUAGAAGAAAAAUUUAAGCAUAAAUAAAAAAGAAUCCUGGAAAGGUCUCUUACAAUUUAAAACAUGAGAAUGACAACUCGGUGAAGGCCAUUUGGAGUUGAUCCUUACAUUUGGUUAUUUUAACUACUAUUACUUGGGAUGCCAACUUUAAAUGGCCUCUAACGAGUUUUCAUUCUCAUGCAUUCAAUAAUUACAUUGCUUGAGUUUUGUUUCUAAGAUUUAUUGGAAUAAUCAAUGGCCUUUGCAAUUUUUAUAAAUAUAAAGUUAACGAUUAAGUGACUUGGAAGUGAAAGGCACACCUAGAAAACCAUUAAAUGGUCAAUAAUUAAAAAUUGUAUUUUAUUAUUAAUGUCUAAUUGAAGAGGUUCGUUUUCUCAGUGAGGCUGCGUCCGAGGAUCUUGUUCUUUUGGGUUUAAAAUGCGUAAUAAUGCAAUUUUCAUUCAAUUUUAAUUUUGCAACACACUUUGUAUUCCUUGAAAGAUUUUUGACAAUUCUAUAUACAUAUAGGUAUAUCUAUAAAAUUAUUCAAUGGUCCGUGAAUGUCGGUUUAGAUAUUUUGCAAUUGGAAUAACGACUCUUGAGUUUGUUUUUCUAACUUAAAACAUUUAUAAUCCGUUCCUUUCGUUUUAUAUGCUACCUGGUAGAUACUUAAAAUAUUGUAACAACGAGUGAAAAUAAAUAAUUUUAAUAAAUA